Molecule: messenger RNA, 3596 nt
Organism: Parus major (Great Tit)
Lineage: Eukaryota; Metazoa; Chordata; Aves; Passeriformes; Paridae
Gene: CETN3
Product: centrin 3
Exons: 4
Coding region: 116-634 (172 amino acids)
Biological process (GO): spindle pole body duplication
Cellular component (GO): microtubule organizing center; myosin II complex
Molecular function (GO): microtubule binding; calcium ion binding
Source: RefSeq, a predicted model, not a curated record
UGGAGGGGGCGUGGCUUGAGCGGCGUCGCCAAGGGCAGGAGCGCGGCGUCGCCGAGGCUCGGACAGGGAGGGUCGGGGGCGCGUUUGCCGGACCUGGCUGCCCGGCAGCGGCACGAUGAGCCUGGCCCUCAGGAAUGAGCUCUCAGUAGACAAAACCAAAAAGAAGAAAAGAAGAGAACUGACUGAAGAACAGAAGCAAGAAAUUAAAGAUGCCUUUGAGUUGUUUGAUACAGACAAGGAUAGAGCGAUAAAUUAUCAUGAAUUAAAGGUGGCAAUGAGAGCCUUGGGUUUUGAUGUGAAAAAAGCUGAUGUCCUGAAAAUACUUAAAGAUUAUGAUCGAGAAUCAACAGGCAAGAUCACCUUUGAAGAUUUUAAUGAAGUUGUGACAGACUGGAUAUUGGACAGAGACCCACAAGAAGAAAUACUCAAGGCAUUUAAAUUAUUUGACGAUGAUGACUCUGGUAAAAUAAGUCUGAGAAACCUGCGCCGAGUUGCUAGAGAACUGGGUGAAAAUAUGUCUGAUGAAGAACUACGGGCUAUGAUUGAAGAAUUUGAUAAGGAUGGAGACGGAGAAAGUACGUGUUGGCAAAUAAAACACCAUAUAAUCUUGUUCUUAAUUUUGUUCCCCUUUUAGGUGUUACGUUGUUAUAAAAAUGUCCUCUUUAGUUCCUUUCUAGAGUACUUUGAUUCCAAACAUAAUUUAUCUUACAAGUAAUGCAGAGGGUUGCUUUUGACAGCUACUAAUCCUGGAGUCUAAGAAUUUAAUUGAUUCACCACCAACUCUUACUCAACCAAUGUCUAUUAAAAGAUGGGUGAAAGUGUAGUUGAAGGUAAAAAUGAGAGAUUUUGUGUAUCUAUAUUACAUUUUUAUUUCCUUAUAAAUCAGUAAAAGUAUUAAAGUGCUGGGAGUCUUUUGAUCACUUACUCUACAUAUCUUAAGUGGUGAUGUGUCAUUGUUGUGAUUUCAGCAUUGGAUCUGGAGCAUUAAGCUAAUAAAUCAUGUUGGAAGUAGCCUGGGUCUGUAUAGGAUCAGCUUGGAUAGCUCUUUAGCAUACUUCUGGGCCUUGGAGUGCUGAAAAGCAGAGUGUGAAAAAUGGCUCUGCAAUUGACAAUGCCCAUACAGAGUAAGCUGCAGAAGGGAUUUACUAGGUAGAUAAUUAAUUACCAAAUCAAGUUCAAUACUAUGGUUGUUAAAUUAUUGUGAACACUGAAACUUUAGAGUUCUUCAUUAUCUUCAAAACAACCUUAUUUUUACAUCAGAAACCUUAAUGCCUGAAUUUUGAGGAUCACUCAUUUAAGACCUUGUACCUAAAGACUAUAUCAGUCCAUUGAACACUAUUUUUACAGAGUGGUGACUCAUAUAUGAGAUUUCAGUAGCAGGUCAUCAGUUUUUCCUGUGACAAUGGUAUUUAUGCUUAUAAGCAUCUGUUGGACUCAAAACUCACACAUACUAGUGGGAAAAAUGUUGUUGUCAGCCUUCUGACAGAUAGUCUUCUAUGCUAUUUGACAUAGGUGUUAUUUUCUGGAAGUCAUAGUUGUAGAGGUGAGUGGAAGUAGAAUUCUUUGUGCAAAUAUGUUUUGUCAUGUGUUGAUGUCCUGGAGCUGCCAAAUGAGAUGUCAGAAUUGUGGAUCAAUGUUCUUUUGUCACAUUGCUAUUUGGGUACUACAAAUAGAACACAGACCAUUAGCUCCUCUCAGGAGGGUUAUUGAGUCAUAAUUAUUUUGUGUCAGUGCUACAUUCCUUUAAAUCAAAUUGAUCAGCUAAGACUAAGUGGCUUAGUUACCCCUUAUUCAGUCAUCCAUUCAUUGUCUUUGUUAGUGCAAUCAAGCAGAAAAUUGAAUAUGGAAGAUUGAUGGCAUAAUGUUUAUGUAUGGUACUGUUUAUCCUUAAAGUUCUGCAUGUUUUUUGUUCUUUAAAGACAUCUGAGGCUGUUCCUAGCUUUUUAAGAUUCAUUCUGAGAAAGUAAGUUAUCCUGUGAAUCACCAUUUCAUUUGUCUUCAAACACCUGGGUCAUGUGGCAAAAUCUUGCUGUCAUCUAAUUCCCCUUUUCCUGCCCUCAAAAAAAAUUUUGAAAUUGUUAAGUGUUAGCAUUUUUUAUUGUUAUUUCAAAUACAGGAAUAAUACCACUUUUGGUUUAACACCUUUAUUACAUUUGAGAGAUUGUUUUGCUCACAGUGAAAUAAGGUAUCUCGUAGGCUACAUGAACCCUUAUGUUCCCAGCAAAACCACUGAGCUGAAAGUAUAUUUGACAUAUUUUUGUCUCUCUUAAAUAUGUAAAUAAUCUUGUUUUGGUAUUCCUGGGUUUAAUAAUUACUCCUGGUUUUGAGCACAACUAACUUCAGAAACUCCAUGGUGUCAGUUCAUGCAGUUUUGAUCACCUUGUGUGGAUGCAGCUGUAGGAAACACUAUCCAGUCUCAUGUCUCGGAUUUUAGCACAGAAUUAUGUACCCAACCCACCAGUGAAAAAAUGUGCAGCUUUAACUCUCAAGAUUCUAAGUCAACUUCAUUAAGUUAUCUUAAUAUUAGCUGUGAUUCUAGUUCAUUCUUUUAUGAUUACCUAAGUCAUAGAGUUGAGAGAAAUCUGAUACCAUGAAAAACAGUGCUUCUGCGUUCAUGGUGAUUAACUUGUGAACAGAUUCUACAUCUGAAGAGGAAUAACUGGGAUUACUUGGGUUACUGGGAAUUGUAACUACACUGGUUUUUGAAGUUUCUUUGUUUCAAAGUUUGUUUGUCAUUACAGUGUUGUAUUUUCACUUUGCAGCAUGGUUUCAAGGAUGUUGUAAACCAGAGAAUAUUUUUGAGACGAGGGUUGAAUUUGUGCUGUUAGUGUAUUGUUACUAUGAUAAAGCUGUGGAAAUGCUUUUAAAGUCAUACAGUGACAGUAUUUUUGUGUCUUAGAAUUAGAUGUAGCUAUGUGAUAGACUGGUGUUUGAGAGCAUAGGGUCCUAAGCUAGACUAAAUCUACUUGUUUCCUAUUUUUUUACAUACAUCACAGUAGGACAUACUUAGUUUUUUUUAUUUUUUAUUCUUUAAAAUAGUUGGAUUUCUUUAAUUUUCUUCUAGCUGUUGAAUGUAGUUCUUUCUUUGCAGUGCUUUGUUUAGGAAUAGUGUGGGCAUGUUGGUGGGGAUGGAUUAUUGUCAGGGCUUUGUAUGUGUCUUGUCUUUUCCAUACCACCGGCUUACUCUAAUCAUUCCCACUACAAUAAUUAGUUGCAGAGUGAACAUGUUCACUGGUUAAUUAAUUUUCAGUGGCUAUGUUUUAACAUAUGAGUAAGGUCAGUACCUCAGGUAUAACUGCAGCAAAAUAAUUAAUGAAUGCUAAUUAAUAUACUGUUAUGACUUAAUUUCUUCAAGUGUAUUUGUGUAAACUUUUUGUUAAUUAUAAAUGAAGAAGGUUUAGAUGGGUAGAGGCGCAUCAAAUGUCUAUUUUAAUUCUAGCUAAUUUAUGGGAUAAUUGCUAAAUGUUUUUAAAAUUUUAUAUUUGGCAAGUGUUACAAACUGGGGAGACAGGAAUAGCAUUGUUUGAUCUGUGAUGGUAGACUGGGUGUAAUGGUUUUGAAUUAAGAUUUUAACAAUAAAACUGAAUUAAAUCAUA